Linderina pennispora is the source of this 640-nucleotide messenger RNA. RefSeq lists its product as uncharacterized. Bases 25 to 489 code for a protein of 154 amino acids. The transcript has a single exon. Lineage: Eukaryota; Fungi; Kickxellomycota; Kickxellomycetes; Kickxellales; Kickxellaceae. The record is from RefSeq and is a predicted model, not a curated record.
AUUUCACCCACUACGACAAUUCCUAUGAGCAGCGACACCUUUCCAGUCUAUGACUCUUGCGGCCGAACAAUCCAGGACGGUGAUAUAUUCUACAUCAGCCUAUUCGAGGACUGUUUUGCUGCAAGUGCUCACAGCGACGGAAUAUUCUUCAGUGAAGGCUCGUUUGAGUCUGGAAGCCAGUUCACGAUCGAGACCGUAGAUGGCUUCAAAUACAUCAAGGCUGUGAGAUAUGAUGGCUACAUUGUUGUGAACGAAAUAGGGAGAGAAGGAUGCCUCGACUUGGUGAUUCUGUCCAAAGAGCUGCCUGAGCCUGAGAACCGCCUCUGCAUUGUACAGCAUGAGCGAUUCAAGAGUAUCAUGCACCUAAAGACUGCGGACGGAUCGGAAUCAGUUGAGCUCAUGCUUCUCAAGUCGUCGUGCGGGCUAUUCAACCUCAGUAGUAGACACGCACUUUUUCAGUUCAAGCGCGGUAACGACGGUGAUCUGUAGAAUAUUUCGUUGAUAGCCCCACUCUUGCUCACUUUGAUGCAACACAAAACGACAUGGGUUUUUGUACCACCCAGUUAAUAACAGGUGCCACAGUGGUGUGAAUGAGAACAUAAAACUCGUGUUUACUUUAAACCACAUAUUGCGUUCAAGC